Molecule: messenger RNA, 2076 nt
Organism: Cyclocybe aegerita
Lineage: Eukaryota; Fungi; Basidiomycota; Agaricomycetes; Agaricales; Hemipholiotaceae
Source: the annotation of a GenBank genome assembly
AUGGACGACGCACAGACCGCCUUCGCUGCCCAAUACGCCACUUAUCCCUUUGACCUGGAAAUGAUGAAGCGCUCUAUGGAACCCAUUGGUGGUCCCGAGGCCAAAAAGGCACGUUGGUCUCCUACAUCAGCCUUCUCGGGCCAGAACAACGGCUCUGGUGUCUCAAACAACUCUGCUCGCGAUGCGUUCGCCAACUAUGGCUACGGGCCUCAAGCCAGCAUCGCCCAACCCGCGUUCGCCAACUCCCAGGCCAACGGCGGGCAAUUCGCUGGCAGUCCCCUCUACUCGACUCCUUCCCUUACCGUCAACACACAGGCUAAUGGAAGCGUCAUCGGUGCCCAGCUCAGUCCUAACACUGCUGCCGCAUUCGCUCUCCAACAGCAGCAGCAGCAGCAGCAGCAACAGCAGCAACAGCAGGGCCCCCAAGGCAGCCCCAACGGCAACUAUAACCCCUUCAACGCUUACAACAUGCUUGGGAUGGGCAUGCCGGCAAUGAAUAUGCUCCAAGGAUUCCCCUACAACGGUCAGAUGGGGAACUUCGGCCAGCAAAGAAUGCCUUCCUUGAACCUCGCCAUCCCUAACGCCCAAGCUGCUGCCGCUGCCGCAUACUCCCCUGUGGCACUAACCGCCGCCAUGAACGCCUCAAACAAUGCCACUGGACGCACAGUUUACGUCGGAAAUCUGCCAGCGACCGCCUCCGUCGACGAAUUACUUAACCUCGUUCACUUCGGGCCCCUCGAGUCUAUCCGCGUUCUCCCCGAGAAGUCAUGUGUAUUCCUCUCCUUUUUGGACGGUGCCACCGCCGCGGCAUUCCAUGCCGAUGCCACUAUCAAGAAACUGUCGUUACACGGUCAGGAGUUGAAGAUUGGUUGGGGAAAGCCGUCCCCUGUCCCCGCUCAGGUCGCGCUGGCUAUCAGUCAGAGCAACGCGAGCAGGAACGUCUACCUCGGUGGAUUAGAUGAGAACAUGACGGAGGAAGGGCUCCGUGACGAGCUUAGCCGUUUCGGCUUGAUCGACCAGGUCAAGAUCGUGAGGGAUAAGAAUAUUGGGUUUGUUCACUUCUUAAGCAUCUCUAUUGCUACCAAGGUCGUUAACACACUGCCCACGGAGCCUUCGUGGGCCGGAAAGCGAGUUAAUUAUGGCAAGGAUCGUUGCGCCUACGUUCCAAAGUCCCAGCAAGUCGCCGCUCAGCAGGCUCAGGCAGCCGCUGCCCAGAGCCUCGUCGCCCAGCAAGCCAUGUCACCACAGCAAGCCAACUUCUCGGCAGCCUUCAACCCGUAUGGAGCUGCACCCUUCACCCCCGUCGACAUGAUGACUGCUAAUAACCUUGCCAACGGUAUGGGUGGCGUCCAGGCCAUGAACCGGACGGUGUACCUCGGCAACAUCCACCCCGAGACAACCACUGAGGAUCUGUGCAACGCUAUUCGUGGAGGUGUCCUGCAGAGCAUUAGAUACAUGCAGGAUAAGCAUAUUGCCUUCGUUACGUUUGUGGACCCGGCCGCCGCCUUCACGUUCUUCCAGGUAGCUUCGUACCAAGGUCUGACCUUGAACAACCGCCGCCUGAAGAUCGGCUGGGGCAAGAACUCGGGGCCGCUGCCUCCCGCUCUUGCUCUUGCGGUACAUUCUGGGGCAACCCGGAAUGUGUACAUCGGCAACGUGGAGGACUAUGAGACUUUCACGGAGGAGAGGCUCAAGCGUGAUUUCGGCGAGUAUGGCGACAUCGAGCUGGUCAACUUCCUCAAAGAGAAGAACUGCGCGUUCGUCAAUUUCACCAACAUUUCGAACGCCAUCAAGGCUAUUGAGGGCAUCAAGAACAAACCGGAGUACGCGAACCUCCGCAUCGCACAUGGCAAGGACAGGUGUGCGAACCCACCGCGCUCUGGCCCUCAAGGCGGCUCGGGUGGCAAGCGCAAUGUGAGCGGGGCCAAUGGACCCUCUGUAGAGGCUGCGGGUGUUGUGGGUGAUGGCGCUGGCGAUGAACUCGACCCGGCGCUGUUGAACGGAGAGGACGCGGGCGAAGUGCAGGCGAUGCACGUCGAUGGGCUUGAGCAUCAUGCCAAUGGUGUGACUGCUUGA